Messenger RNA from Colletotrichum orchidophilum, 267 nucleotides. RefSeq lists its product as uncharacterized. NCBI's taxonomy places the organism in Eukaryota, Fungi, Ascomycota, Sordariomycetes, Glomerellales, Glomerellaceae. Bases 1 to 267 code for a protein of 88 amino acids. The record is from RefSeq and is a predicted model, not a curated record. The transcript has a single exon.
AUGUUUGCAGGUCCUAGCUGCAGCGCGUCAGCUCCCCCGCGCAAAGCUGUCUUUGAGACACGCUUUUCCGGAGUUCUCGGACUCAUUGUAACGGUAACGCCGCAUAUUCUCCCAGUUCCACGUGUGCUCAGUGGCAGCCCCUAUCGUGGCACUACGUUGAAAGCCCCUAUCGUGGGGUUGAAUAUCAUUCGCAGUGGCGGACGUUGGCUGAUCAAAAGCACAUCGCGAAGAUUCGGGACAGAGAAGGAGAGGCCCAAGCGAUGGUGA